Molecule: messenger RNA, 5284 nt
Organism: Amblyraja radiata (thorny skate)
Lineage: Eukaryota; Metazoa; Chordata; Chondrichthyes; Rajiformes; Rajidae
Product: endothelin receptor type B-like
Exons: 7
Coding region: 499-1827 (442 amino acids)
Biological process (GO): regulation of blood pressure; developmental pigmentation; enteric nervous system development
Cellular component (GO): plasma membrane
Molecular function (GO): endothelin receptor activity
Source: RefSeq, a predicted model, not a curated record
CGCCGUGUCCCGCCCGGUGUAACUAGAGGCGAGUGAACUGAGCGGAGACUGGCUGCUGCUGUUUGCUGGUCACUGUGAUGCUCUGCUCAUUCCUGCCUUCACUCGCCUCCCAGAGCAACGGGUCCUUGCUCAGCCUUGGGGAGGGAGAGACUGGUGCCACUUUCGUCCCACUCUCUCUCGCUCUCUCUUUCAUUCUUAUCGCUCCGUUUAGAGAAGCUGCAAAGAGCGACGGACCUCACUUGGAUCAGACGCCCGCUGGAGCACCGAGCCCUGUCCGGAUAAGGAACCGGGAACGGACUGGAUCUCUCCCUCUCUAGCCCAGGACAAGGGGCGCUGGGGAAGUGAAGGCGGGGGAGAUCUACCACCAGCUUUUCUGCACCGCUCUUUAAGGCAGCAUUGAGCUGCCGGCUUGGGGCGAUAUUAACGCGUGAAAUUGGUGCGCUCCGUGCCCUCUCUCCUCCACUUCUCCCCGCGAGUUUGCCUCGGAUUUCCCUGGGAAUGGAGACGACUUUGUGUUGGAUUUCGCUUCUCGCUGGGUUCGCGCUGUCGCCCGUGGUCAGCGGGGAAUCCCCCAGGUCGGCAAACGAGACCACGGGGAGACUCAAUUCUCAUUCCCAGCAAAUGGAGCUGGUUCUCCCGACCGCAGCCUGGUCCAAGCAGAACGGGCUCUCUCACUGGGACAGCCGGACCACCGACAUCCCGGGCGGGCUACGGGACAUCAACACGUCGGCUGCCAAUGCCAGCAAUUUCCCCUCCUGUCACAAGGCGCUCGACAGUGGCCGCACCUUCAAGUACAUCAACGCGGCCAUCUCCUGUGUCAUCUUCGUGGUCGGGGUGAUCGGAAACGCCACUUUGUUAAGGAUCAUUUAUAAGAACAAAUGCAUGAGGAAUGGACCCAAUUUGUUGAUCGGGAGCCUGGCCCUGGGAGACUUGUUCUACAUCACGAUCGGCAUCCCCAUUAACGUCUAUAAGCUUCUGGCACAAAAUUGGCCUUUUGGGAUUGUUAUUUGCAAGCUCGUGCCUUUCUUACAGAAAGCAUCGAUGGGGAUCACAGUGCUGAACCUUUGUGCUCUGAGUGUGGACAGAUACAGAGCUGUUGUCUCCUGGAGCCGUGUUCAGGGGAUCGGAGUACCACUACUGACUGCAUUAGAGAUCAUCGGUAUUUGGGUUCUCUCCAUAAUUUUGGCUGUUCCUGAGGCCAUUGCCCAUGACUUACAUCAGCUGACAUAUGGAAAAAUGACGCUCAAUGUAUGUCUAGUUCUUCCAAAAACACCCAUAAAGGAGUUCUACAUCAGUGUGAAGGACUGGUGGGUGUUCGUGUUUUAUUUCUGCAUGCCUCUGGCCUGCACUGCUUUCUUCUACACUCUAAUGACCUGUGAGAUGCUGAAUAAGAGGAACAAGAGUUUACGGAUCACUCUGAGCGAACACUUGAAACAGCGUCGAGAAGUGGCCAAAACAGUUUUAUUUUUAGUUGUGAUUUUUGGUCUGUGCUGGUUCCCUCUCCAUCUUGGCAGAAUUUUAAAGAUGACUAUUUACCAUGAGUUUAACCCAAACAGAUGUGAAUUGCUUAACAAUCUGCUGGUAUUGGACUUCAUUGGUAUCAAUCUGGCAACUCUGAAUUCAUGUAUAAACCCCAUCGCUCUCUACUUCGUGAGCAAGAAAUUUAAGAAUUGCUUCCAGUCCUGUCUGUGCUGCUGUUGCCAGAGUCAGGCUCUGAUGAAUGUGAUGCCAAUGAAUGACACUUCCAAACAUGCAAGCUUACAUUGGAAAAACCAGGAGCACAAUAACCCAGCCGAUCGUAGCAGCCGAAAGAACAGCAUGAACUGAAAGGCGGCAGUUCUUGACGACAUCGAGAAAUGAGUAGAGCUUGCACCUUCCUCCAUGUCUCGGACUUAUAACAUCCUCUGUGGUGGAACAGAAGGCAGAAAGGAAAAUGACUUGGACCCAUCGUCUCCGAUUGUCUGUUUCAAACAGUUUGUUUAUGCAUCACUAUUGAAUUAUUUUUGUCGUGAAUAUCAUCAGAAAAUAUUCAAAAUCGUGCCAUUGAUUAGGCCAAGUAUAGUGGAAUAUUAUGUUCUAGAAGUGUCUUUGGGGACCACAAUAGGAUUACAUCCACCAAUGGAACACUAUUUAAACUGAAACUGAUGUUUCACAAUUUUUGUCACUUGGCUGUUACAUGCUCACAUUCAAGAUGAAAAAUCUCUUCACGCACAUGUUCUUUACAUUAAAAAAAUCAGAGAAGUUGGAUCCAUUAACUCCUGUUUUACUUAUGGUAAAACACAUAGAAAUUCCAUUUUAGCCGGGUUAAAUCUUGACAGCAACUAUUUCCAAGUCAAAUUGUGCCCAUGUUACUGCUGCCACCUUGCAAAAUUCACUGGGCUUGGCUGGCAUUUUCCUGGCAUCAAUUACACAUCUAGUGGCAACAGAAGUUCCACAUGGAACAUGUCCUCCUGUACCGACAUAAACUGAGCUCUUGGGGAAUGGUCACAAGGAGAUUAGGAGCAUUGCAUAUUGCAUGGAGAGAUGCCAAUUAUAGGGUCUGUAUAUUUACAUUGAUGCCUUACACACAUCUACGAAGCUCAUAAUUUAUGAUCAAGGUACAAGACUAUUUGCUCCAUCACUAGCAAGGCCAAGGAUUAAACACGUCUGAGUUGCCUGUAACGAUCUCUGAUUAUUCUGCACUUGCAGUGAAACCAUUAGUGGCACAGUUCUUAUUCGGUGACCUGACUAUGACCUGGGGCUUGCCUUACAGCAUCUCCCUCCAGGAGAUCUCUAUGUCACUCAAGUCAAGUCGAGUCAAGUCAAGUUUAUUCGUCACAUACACAUACGAGAUGUGCAGCGAAAUGAAAAGUGGCAAUGCUCGCGGACUUUGUGCAAAAAGACAAACAAACAGACAACCAUACAAACUAUAAACACAAUCAUAAACACACACAUAAUCUUUUACAUAUUAAAUAUUGGAAGGAAAAACGUUCAGUAAAGUUAGUCCCUGGUGAGAUAGGAGUUUACAGUCCGAAUGGCCUCUGGGAAGAAACUCCUUCUCAACCUCUCCGUUCUCACAGCAUGGCAACGGAGGCGUUUGCCUGACCGUAGCAGCUGGAACAGUCCGUUGCAUGGGUGGAAGGGGUCUCCCAUGAAUUUAUUGGCUCUGGAGUUGCACCUCCUGAUGUAUAGUUCCUGCAGGGGGGCGAGUGAAGUUCCCAUAGUGCGUUCGGCUGAACGCACUACUCUCUGUAGAGCCUUCUUGUCCUGGGCAGAGCAAUUCCCAAACCAGAUGGUAAUAUUUCCACUCAUGUCCAUACCACCUUUUAUGUUGCCAAACAUCAGCUGCCACAGAGAGAAUUCAAGGCCUGACGAUCUUAAAAUGCAGCAGGUUCAGCAGAUACAUGUAAGGUGCCAUAACACCUUUUCAAAGUUAUUUUUCAUAAAUUUCUACAGGGGACCUACUCGGGCAUUAGAUGCACUACACAGCACAUUUGUCAUCAAAAAAAGAAAAGAAAUCCAAUUUCUAGUCAUUUGCAUUUUAACAUCUGGGAUCCUAAUAUUUUAUCCCUCAUAUAGCAUGGACAGUAGGGAGGCAGAUUUGGCAACUCAUUUGAUUCAAUUCAAACAUUGUACUCUAAUACGUAAUACAUUUUUAAUAAAAAAUUAUAAUGUAAUCCACAAGAAAAGGAAAAGAAACAUUGCUCCAUUGUCAUCUCGCCUGCAAAAAGCAUCACAGACAUUUAAAUGAUCAGUUAUAAGGAAAUUAUAUCCUUUUCCAUGUUAUGUAUAACCAGUUGUGAUAAUUAUACUGUAUAUUGUUUAAAUCGGUAUAAUUAUUGUCAUCUAGCAAUGUUCACAGAUGUGCAUUUGGAUAGAAAUAAUUCAUCGGUAGCAUUAUAAAAAGACAAUAUAUAUACACAACUGUUCUCUUAAUGUUAGGCACUCGCUAAUACAAUUUAAAAUACUGCAUAGACUAUUACUCAAAGUCUAAAUUGAAUAAGAUCUUCCCAAAUGUCUCCCCUAUUUGUGAUAAAUGUCUCCUCCAAGAAGCAACCAUAACCCAUUCCUUUGCUUCCUGUAUAAAAUCACACAACUUCUGGAGGGGAAUUUUUGAUAUCUUUUCUAAAAUACUUAAAAUAAAAUUGGACCCCAACAUAAAAUUGAUCGCACUAGGUAUGUCAAAAGCCUGUUCUGAGCUAACACUAUUCCAAAGACGCUUCCUUAACUAGGGCCUGAUAACGGCGAAAAGACUAAUGCUUAAAUUUUGGAAACAGACAACAGUCCCUACAGUGAAGAUGUGGGUUACAAACAUGUCCGAGACACUACAUUUGGAAAACAUUAGGCUUGUCUUGGCAGAAAAAACAGAUCAAUUUCUCAAGACAUGGACACCCUUCACCGAAUUCUUACAAGAAUAGUAUGGCGCAACACAAAUCAAAUUUAAAUCCGAUCCUGGGCUGGGUGAGGUGGGCGGUGGGGGGACGAGGGGCAGGUAUAUCUCCACUUUUCUUUUUCUUCUUUUUUAUCUUUAUAUUUUUCGGCCACGCUACUUUGGUAGUUUAGGGAUCUUUUCUUUGUGCUUUUUCGAGCUAUCUUUUCACUUCUCACUUUUUCCCUCUCUUGUUCUCUUUUUCUUUUCUUUUUUCAUUUUCAGGUUAUACGGUUAAAAAUGAAGCUGUACAAUAAUUGUAUAAUCUUAGAUGCCGAAUGUUUUAUCUUUGUACAAUUGCUUCUAAUAAAAAUAAUUUAAAAAAAUUAAAAAUAAAAGAUAAAGCAUUAUAAAAAGACAAAAAUCCCAUAACAAUGUUUUUUAAAUAAUUUAUAUCACAGGAUCUUAAGGGAACACUGUAUGCCUCAGAAGAGUUCAGAUUUAUUGAUGUUUGUUACGAAUUCUGCAGUUCUCCCACAAUAUAGUUCAAACAAAAAUGGUUCUUAAUUUCUCUAAUUUUAUUUAAAUACCUUUUGAGUACUUAAUGCAACAUGCCAGAUACUAUGCUACAAAAGCGACUUCUGAACAUUUUAUAUGCCAUCUGCAGCCAAUUAAUGCUUGUAUUUGUUUUCCAGAUGUUGAGUACAUCUGACGUAUUUUAUAAUGUCAAGCUACAAGUUGUGUGAAGGUGAUAGAUCACAUCACUGGGAAGUUUGCCUUUCUAUAUAUAUUGUCUCUGAAUUUCAGCCACUGAUCUUAGAUAAGGUCAAAGUGUUGAUAGUUUUAUAAUGUUCUAUAACUAUUAUAUACUACAGAGUUAAACUUGUUUUUCAUUUGAUUUUUCAUUAAAUGUGAGAUGCAAAGCCUUAAAAAUGA